UAAAAACGUAAAGCAAUCAAUGUGUUCUUUACAGUUCUGCGGGACAUUGCUUACAAUUAGGACACUUUUUCUUGGUAACGCGUUUGUUGUCUGAUAUUUAUCAUAAAUUAAACGGAUUGAUUGAUUGAUCGGCACAGAUCGAUAGUACAGUACAACAGUAUGUUGAAGGCAACAGUAAGUGUAGCAGUAGUGCUGCUCUUCGUGGCUUUGGCUUGUGCAGAUCCUCGCCAAGGACUGCAACAGCAAGUUGUACAGAGACAACUACGUUCCGGCGCUGCCGUCGCCUCACCAAACCAUCCGUAUCUCUUCCUCACCGUGCCACGUGCCAACGGCAAUGGACAUGAAGUGCAAGGCUUCAAAGUUGUCGAGCUUGAGGACGAUGAUGAUGAAGAAGAAUCUAAAACCAAAGUUGAAAACAACCAAGAAAUUAAUGAUGGCGAUGAGGAUGAUGAUGACGACAAUGUCAAUGCAGCAAACGAUGAUGACGACGAAGAUGAGGAUGUUGUACGCAGCAAUAAUGUUGAAGUUAGCAACGAUGAUGAGGAUGAGGACGUAUUCGAGUAUAACUCGAAUGACGAUGACGAUGCGGAUAAUCAGAAUGAUGAAAACGAUGUCACCAACAAUUUGGUGUACCUGCGUUCGCGUGCACCACAUACACCACGCCUGCGUAGCCAAUUGAAAAAUCAAGGUGCCAUCAUCAGCGCCGAUGGUAAUGGUGUCAAUCAAUUGAAUGCACAACUCGUUUUGAAGAAUGCCAAACCGACGAAUAUGAUGGUGUCGCGCGAACAUGCCGGUGCUAUUAUGGUGCCCGAUGGAAUUAUCGAGAUCGAAGGACAAAGUGUGGUGGACGAGAAGACGGGCAAGACUGCGCUGUUGGUGCCGCGUGCUGCGCUCGAUGCCAUACCAGAUGGCAGCGUUGUCGCACUGAUGGAACGUUCGGCGACCGAUAGCGAAGAGGCACGUGCCAAUCGGGUGUUAGUGCGUCGUCGUCGCAAGGGUUCGCGUCGCAAUGUGGUGCGCCGUCGUGGCGGUAAUCGUCGUCGUCGUGUUGGAGGCAAUCGUCGUCGCCGUGUUAGCAACAAACGCAAGAAUGUGCGCGUCUAUCAAGUGGGUGGCGGUGCUAAACGUAGACGCGGUAAUCGCCGUGUUGCACGUCCUGUAGUUGUACAGGGUUGAUUUGAAGCGCUAAUCGACAACACGUGAAAUGUAUUAGUAUUAUAGGUUAACUAAACUAAAAAACCAACGACAGCUUUCGAUGCUACUUGAAUUAUGUAUGUAUGUCUACUGAUGGCGAAAAAGAAACGGAUUAAAUAAAAUAUAUGUAUUGGAAA
Zeugodacus cucurbitae (melon fly) is the source of this 1331-nucleotide messenger RNA. Its product is annotated as protein zntA. The record is from RefSeq and is a predicted model, not a curated record. Bases 160 to 1176 code for a protein of 338 amino acids. Lineage: Eukaryota; Metazoa; Arthropoda; Insecta; Diptera; Tephritidae. The transcript is spliced from 2 exons.